UCACAAAUAUACCCACCAAACCAAUCCUUGAAAAUAUAGCAUUAUUGCACAGUUAACAUGAGUGAGACACCAUACCUCAACCAGAACUUUCAUGAACUAAAAAAGGCAAAGGAGACACCACAAAAUACAGUUCCAAAGAUACAAAAGGUAGCACAUUAUCUCCGAGAUCGAAAGCAUUCGAAGAAGCAUUACUCCCCCAGGUUGAUUUCUAUUGGUCCAAUCCAUCAUGGAGAACCGAAUCUGAAACUGGGGGAAAAAUACAAGCUUAUGUGGGCAGCAAAGUACCUUGAAAGCACCCAGCAAGAUGCUGAAACUCUGUAUGAAAAGUUUGCAAUACACGUCAACCAAUUGAAAGAACGGUAUGCUGAGGAUGUUAUCAGAGACUUCGGUGGUGAUGAUGAAAAGCUCUCGCGGAUGCUAUUUGUGGACGGAUGUUCUCUGCUUCAAAUCCUGGACAAGGGAAACCUCAGUCGUCCCGAAGACUUGAAUGUUAAGGUUGACCAACUGGUUCUUGUGUGGCAGGAUGUGCUUUUGCUAGAGAAUCAGCUUCCCUAUGAAGUGCUUAAACUCUUGUCAGGCCACCAGAAUGAUGACACACUGAUAAACAGCAUGAACAAGUUUCUUAAGUGCCAUCAUUUGUCACCAAAGCAAAGAGAAAAAAUUCAUGGCACGACCAAGUUUAAGAAAAACGAAGACAGAGUAUCGGAUGAAGAUGGGGACCCAAGUGUUUAUGUUAGGAAUGAAGACUCCCUUUGUCAAGAACACAGAAUAGACAUAAGAAAGGAGUCACCUUUUCAUCUUCUCGAUCAGCUUCGCAGGUACAUCGUCGGUGACGCUAAAAAGGAAGCCCAACAUAAGAAAGGUGACGCAGAAAACGGGGAAAGGGACAAGAAAAAAGAUGAUGAUUUGGACAUGAUGACAUACAGGAACAUAGAGGAGCUGAGAGCUGCAGGGAUUAAACUGAAGGUGAAAAAGUCACGGAAGCUGAGUGACAUCUCCUUCUNUUAUCGCUGGAUGUGGUUGCGUGCUGAACUGACACUGCCAGAGAUCACAGUUGAUGACACAACAGCUCCUACUUUUCACAACCUGAUAGCGUAUGAGAUGUGUCCAGAUUUUCAGAACAACUUCGAGAUUAGUUCCUUUGUGGCUUUCAUGGACUCGCUGAUCGACCACCCUGAGGAUGUGAAGGAGCUGAGAUCAGCGAAGGUUCUGCGCAAUGAACUUGGGAGUGAUGAGGAAGUGGCGAAGCUCUUCAACACCAUAAGCGCUGACUUGGUGCCUAACAGUGAGAGCUAUUUAGGUGUUAGACGGAAAAUUGAAAAGCAUUACAGGAAGAGAUACAGGGCAUGGCUUGCUCUUGGUUAUCAUACAUAUUUCAGCAACCCUUGGUCAAUCAUUGCUUUCUUUGCUGCACUUCUUGCUCUAGUUCUCACUUUCAUCCAAGCUUGGUUUGCCAUUCACCCUGUUUGUUGAAAUUUCUUUCUUACUUUUCAAUUUCUUUCACAAUUAAGAGUUUCACUUUCUAAGAGGCUCAUUCACAUUGAAGUUCUGUUUCUCAUUACUGUAUU
This is a messenger RNA of Vigna radiata var. radiata (mung bean), 1568 nucleotides long. Its product is annotated as UPF0481 protein At3g47200. NCBI's taxonomy places the organism in Eukaryota, Viridiplantae, Streptophyta, Magnoliopsida, Fabales, Fabaceae. The transcript is spliced from 2 exons. The coding region runs from base 58 to 1473 and encodes 471 amino acids. The record is from RefSeq and is a predicted model, not a curated record.